AUUCCCUUGUCUUUAACUAUAAACUACAUGAACAUAUGAAGGUAACAGAUUCCCUCGUCUUUAACUAUAAACUACAUGAACAUAUGAAGGUAACAGAUUCCCUUGUCUUUAACUAUAAACUACAUGAACAUAUGAAGGUAACAGAUUCCCUCGUCUUUAACUAUAAACCACAUGAACAUAUGAAGGUAACAGAUUCCCUUGUCUUUAACUAUAAACUACAUGAACAUAUGAAGGUAUAUAAACCGUACCAGGCCAGUGAAGCUGACCUGACUAGAUAUCAUUCAGAAGAAUAUGUCGAAUUCCUUCACAGGGUGACACCCCAUAAUAUUCAGGGAUUUGCCAAGAGUUUAUCUCAUUUCAAUGUGGGGGAGGAUUGUCCUGUGUUUGAUGGCAUCUAUGAUUUCUGCACAAAGUACACUGGUGCCACGUUGCAGGCUGCUACCUUGUUAAACAAUAAAUCCUGUGAUAUUGCAAUUAAUUGGUCUGGUGGUCUACAUCAUGCUAAAAGAGGUGAGGCGAGUGGAUUCUGUUUCAUCAAUGAUAUUGUUAUUGGAAUCCUGGAACUACUGAAAUAUCAUAAGAGAGUGCUGUACAUAGAUAUAGAUAUACAUCAUGGCGACGGAGUACAGGAAGCAUUCUAUCUAUCUGACCGUGUGAUGACCGUUUCCUUCCACAAAUAUGGAAAUAAUUUCUUCCCGGGCACAGGGGAUAUGUUUGAGAUCGGAGCAGACAAUGGAAAGUAUUACUCAAUCAAUGUACCUCUGAAAGAAGGAAUGGAUGAUCUGAGUUAUGAGCUCGUCUUUACUCCAAUCAUGGACAAUGUGAUCUCAUACUUUAGGCCGGAAGCCAUAGUACUACAGUGUGGUGCAGAUUCACUGGCAAAUGACCGGCUUGGCUGCUUUAAUCUCUCAAUUAAAGGGCAUGGAAGAUGCCUUGAGCAGGUGAAGAAAUACAAUCUACCUUUGAUGGUGCUUGGAGGAGGUGGAUACACAGUUAGAAAUGUAGCAAGAUGCUGGGCCUAUGAGACUGGUCUGUGUGUAGAUCAAGAUUUACCAAACCAACUUCCGCCAUCAGAUUAUAUUGAAUAUUUUGCACCAGACUUCUCACUACAUCCUCAGGUGAUAACCAAACAUGAAAAUGGUAACACAAGAGAACAACUAGACACUCUUGUGGUCAGCAUGCACAAACUUCUCAAAAUGCUGCAGCAUGCACCAAGUGUGCAAAUGCAGGAUGCGCCAGGUAGUCUCCCAGAACCUAAACCUGUAGAGGAUGAAGAUCUACCGGUCAAACCAGAACCUUACCUGGUGUAACAUGAGACACAUGCCCCCCACCAUCAUCAAGAUUAGGUCAUAGAGAGAUAUCAUAAACCAGUUUUACAAAAUCGUCUUAUUUAGGUCCUUGAAAUCUCUGCUAUCCUGCAAUUAUAAAAAAAAACUAUGUCUUUGGUGACUUUGACAAAUGUCAACAAAACUUUGUUUAUGUCCUUUGUUACAAUGACACAGGCAUUCUCCCACCAGCAUCAAGUCUAAUAUGAAGAGAAAACUCAUAAACCAGUUUUUAAAAAUCUUCUCAUUAAGUUUAAGUCCUUGCUCUUUCAAGCAUAAGUCAACAAAACUUUGUUUAUGUCAAUUGUAAGAAAGACACAGACAGUCUCCCCCUAUCAUCAAGAUUAGUACAAAAAGAAAACUGAUGAAUAAAGUUUUCAUACUAAACGCCAAUACAGUUUUAAGGUCCUUGAUAUCUUUGUAUCUCUGUAUCAUGAAGUUUAUUUCAUUGGUAACAUUGACACAGGCAGCCUCCCACUAACAUCAAAACUAAAAUUAGUACAAAAAGAGCACUGAUAUAAUACCAGUUUUUAAAUGCUUCGCCAAUUGAAGUAUACAAUCGACAUAUUUGUAAUUUUACAGUCAAAUUAAUUGUAAUAGUAUGCUUUUUAACAAAAUAUGAUUCAACAAGACUUUUUUAUGGCAUUUGUACCUUUUGUUAUGAUUAUGCGUCAACAAAAUAUAUUUUGUGAAUGAA
This is a messenger RNA of Eurytemora carolleeae, 2022 nucleotides long. RefSeq names its product histone deacetylase 3. Gene Ontology annotation, molecular function: histone deacetylase activity. The record is from RefSeq and is a predicted model, not a curated record. NCBI's taxonomy places the organism in Eukaryota, Metazoa, Arthropoda, Copepoda, Calanoida, Temoridae. The coding region runs from base 36 to 1310 and encodes 424 amino acids. The transcript has 13 exons.